UUCUGCCCUAGGGUUUGGUGGCCCCUGAGGUGGGCUCUACCCGUUACCGGAUUCAUUUCAGUACCUGCCUUUGGGAAGCCUUGUGAAUUCCUUGGUCUCCUAGCAACGAGAGACUGGGCCGCGGCGCGGGCCAAGUCGCCCCGGCGGGAGCCAGAACCCCAGGCCUGGCCCAAACGGUUGCCGAAACACAGAGCUCUGAAGAAUAAGCAGGAAAUGGCGGACGAGGCGUUGUUUUUGCUUCUCCAUAACGAGAUGGUGUCUGGAGUGUACAAGUCCGCGGAGCAGGGGGAGGUGGAAAAUGGACGAUGUAUUACUAAGCUGGAAAAUAUGGGGUUUCGAGUGGGACAAGGAUUGAUAGAAAGGUUUACAAAAGAUACUGCAAGAUUUAAGGAUGAGUUAGAUAUCAUGAAGUUCAUUUGUAAAGAUUUUUGGACUACAGUAUUCAAGAAACAAAUCGACAAUCUAAGGACAAAUCAUCAGGGCAUCUAUGUACUUCAAGACAACAAAUUUCGUCUGCUUACUCAGAUGUCUGCAGGAAAACAAUAUUUAGAACAUGCAUCUAAGUAUUUAGCAUUUACAUGUGGCUUAAUCAGAGGUGGCCUAUCAAAUUUGGGGAUAAAAAGUAUUGUAACAGCUGAAGUGUCUUCAAUGCCUGCCUGGAUUUGAGAACUUCAGUAAAUAAGGAGGAAAGAGCACACAGAAAGAAAACAGAGGAGGUGGCUGGGUAGUGAGGCCCAGGAAAUCUACAUUUUACAUAAGGUGAGGUGAAUGUUUGGAGAGAAAAAGAGAGUAAAGGAAGAAUCAACUAUGCACAUGUCCCUGGGUAAGUAGAAGAAUGGCUGAUAGUAUCUUAUCUCUGUUCUGCACCUGGGAGGAUAAAUUUGUAAUCAGAAUUAUUUGUGUAGAAUCAAACAUGCUUUAGUUUUUGGAGCUAGACUUAGCCUGUAGACCUAAAAGUACAAUUUGCAUGUCCUUGUUUAUGGGAGGCCUGCCAGGAAUUUCCUUAUGAAUGUGUGGAAGCAGUCCUUAUAGAUGCCUGAGGUUUUUUACCUUUUUGUAGCCAUCUGGCUAAUACAUAAUGUUAAUAACGGCUAGUCAUUUGGAAGAGGAUGUUGCAUGGCUCAGCCUCCAGGCUUAAACUUCCCUUUUGCAAAAGGAGUUGUGGAGGGAUCUUGAGAUUUUUAGUUUCCUUUACAUACUCAUGAGUUCAGACUAGAACACCAGAGAGAUGUUAUCCCAUAUAUAUUAACUUGACACAGAAAAUUUAAAAUUAGAAGAAUCUGAGUAUUGCUUUUUCUACUUACUACUCCAAAAAUAGUUGGCCACUGCCUUAUUCUGUCACCAUCUGAGCAAAUGGAAGAGAAUCCGUGUUAGAAAAAACUGCAAAUGCUUCAUUAAUACUAGAAAACACAGUAAGCCUCGAAAGAAAAAGUAGAGGUUAAAGCUCCACCUGGUGGUUAACAUAUCAAAUUCCAAGUUGACAUCUUACUUCACCUAACUGUGUAGUUAGUACCAGAAUCUCUAGAAACAUAUAUGGGUUCUGAAGUAGGAAGGAAAUCACUGGCUGUUAUGUAUUAACUAAUAUUUAAGGCAAUUAAUGGUGGAAGACAAAGUCUUUCGCAGGAUGUUUAGAAUACUUGCCCCAACAUAGUCCCUGGAGAAAAAGUUCCAAGGUUUAAUAUCUUUGAGAAAUGAUCUUAAAUUCCAUCUUGCAGAUUCACAAUGAGUAUUGUCAUAUUAAAACCCCUGACAAGUCUAGAGACCAAUUUUACAUAAUUUAACUUAGUGUUUUCUGACUUUAUUUGACCAUAGAACCUUUCCCUCUCUCUCUUUUUAAUGUAUGGUGUUUUGAGAAAUGCCAGUUUGAGGAAAUAAUGAUAUUAAGGGCAUUGGCUUUAAAAAAGACUUUU
Microcebus murinus (gray mouse lemur) is the source of this 1910-nucleotide messenger RNA. The record is from RefSeq and is a predicted model, not a curated record. Lineage: Eukaryota; Metazoa; Chordata; Mammalia; Primates; Cheirogaleidae.